Molecule: messenger RNA, 1341 nt
Organism: Fusarium venenatum
Lineage: Eukaryota; Fungi; Ascomycota; Sordariomycetes; Hypocreales; Nectriaceae
Cellular component (GO): nucleus; cytoplasm
Molecular function (GO): mRNA binding
Source: RefSeq, a predicted model, not a curated record
AUGCUCACUGAAGCCACUGUUCAAGCGGACGUUGGUCCGGGUAACGAAACUGGCAUUUAUUACAUUACCAUUUGUAAUUUGCCGUUUGGGACAACAUGGCAGAAGUUGAAAGACUGGAUACGGAGGGCAUGUGUGGUAGACCAUAUAGAAGUGUUCCAGAGCAGCACUUCUGGGUGGGUCAGAGUCAAAGGUUUCGAAAACUUUGAGAAGGCCUGGGGCCUUCUUAACGGCGGCAUUUUCAACGGACGCUCAAUUAUUGCGUCUGACAGAAACCGCAACCAUUCCAUCAAAAUCAGGGAAUUAGCCAUACCACGACAAGUUAAGCAAAUACAGACACAGCGGUAUCAGCCUGCUUAUCCAACUCAUCAUGCAUUUGCGGCACAAAUGGCUACGGCAGCCCUGUACUCUAUGCCUCCCGAGCAGUACUACAUGGCUGGCUACUCCCCAGCCAACGAUCCCAGAUUCGCCAGUCACUCUAUUCCACAAAGCUAUACUCAUCAGCCGCCGAUCGUAGCAACAAUAGCCGCGCCUGUAAGGCCAGCUACGUAUCAGGCUGUAGGCCCGGGCAGUUGCUAUGCCUAUGGCAUGAGAACAUCACCCAACACAGCUGCCUACGUCCCCCAACAUCAACAUGAAGGGAUGCAAACUGCUCAACCUUAUCCUUGUCUCGACGAACACUCAGAUUUUUACUCUGAGGGAGGUUUCUCCACUGGAGAGUCAUCCUAUAAGUCCGAAUACAUUGCGACGGAGCCACGUAAACUACAUGUGUCACCAUUCCCGCAACAAGCGGGUGCUGAUGAAGUCAAGGCAUGGAUCCGGCGCAAAGUCGACAAGACAAAGAUUUACUCCGUGGAGAUUCCAAAGAAUAGCAAUAGUAGGUACCUCAGGGGCUACGUUUUAGUCGCUUUUGACAGUGCCUCGGCUGCAAGCACGGCCAAACAACUACUUAACAAAGCACGCUUCCAAGGCCGAAGGGUGAUAGCGCGACCCGCUCGAGAAGGCGCUGUGACCGAACAACCAGGACUUUCGCACAAAGCAACCGCUAGGAGCGACCCGAAGUUGAGUAACAAGAAUAGCUCGACAGCACCUUACGAGAGGGAUGAAGAUAGCCGAAAGGAUGACAAACCCCUAAGACAAAAGAACAGGGAGGUCAGGUCGGCAAGCCCGGAGAAAAAGAGGACAAUAGAAAAAAGGUCGCCUCUCCCAAGUAAGAAGACAGCUGAAUCGCAAACAGACAAAAAAUCGCCAUCGAAUACCCCAUCCUCUAACAGGGAGCUUGGCAGGAAAGAUGAAGGACCAGUCAUUGUCGACGGAACGUGCCAUCUCCGCGGCAAGAAGUGA